Molecule: messenger RNA, 5951 nt
Organism: Vespula vulgaris
Lineage: Eukaryota; Metazoa; Arthropoda; Insecta; Hymenoptera; Vespidae
Gene: RhoGAP15B
Exons: 13
Coding region: 1836-5612 (1258 amino acids)
Biological process (GO): signal transduction; positive regulation of GTPase activity
Molecular function (GO): phosphatidylinositol-3,4,5-trisphosphate binding; GTPase activator activity
Source: RefSeq, a predicted model, not a curated record
AAUAAUAAUAAUAAUAAUAAUUUCUACAAAAAUGUCUUACGUAACAUGAUUACACAUAAAUAUAUAAAUAAUCACAGGAAUCCUUUGAAACAAUAAUAAUCGAUGAAAUAAACUAAGAUAGAAAAUAUGAGGAGACAUAAAUCCCAAUAAUCCAGCAGCCAUCAUUUGACGUCGUGCUAGACACCAGAAUACUGUGCUUCGGUUUGGUGGGAGUUGCAAUGUAUAUAGAAGAAGACCGGAUAUACCAGAGGAUAAGAGAGAAAAAGAGAGAGCAAAAGAGAGAGAGAGAGAAAGAGGGAAAGAGGGAGCUAUGGUUGAUCAGAAGAGUUUGUGGAAGGGGAAAGAUAGCAAGCUUCGUGCAUCUCUGACGAAGGGUAGACUUUCAGUACGAUAUCCGAUCUUGUUCGGAUGUGUUUAUAUACUAGUGGUAAUAAUUAUUUUUUUAAUCGUUUUUGUUAUCCGCAGUUAUUUUUUUCCUAUUUCUUACUCUCUCUCUCUCUGCCUUUCAUUCUCUCUAUCAUUUCAUUAUUUUUUCGUUGAUCACUUUUAUCGCGUGUAACUAAGGAGACACGGAGUGAGAUAAAGAAUAGUGUUUCUUUUUCAUUUUAUUUUAUUUCUUUUUUUUUUUGCUUCUUAAUUGCAUCCAAUAACAUGGAAGUUGAUAUAUAUUUCUUUCAACUAAAUAGGACACAGUGCAGUUGAAUAAAUAUUUGGUGACAAGUAUUGUGUGUCGUUUAUCUUUUCUGCAAUGUACAAGAUCUUCAACUGAAGUGAAAAAAGAGAGAAGCAGUGGUCGACGACGGUCAAGGGGAAGAGAAAAGGAGAAGUUGCGACAACAGUGCCAACAACCAACCGUAGUAUACCCAGUUGUGGGUCUCUGACCCACGAUGACGAUAUAUAUAUCUACUACCUGGUUGAGAACAUAAUGCUGAGACUUUCACUAUCCUCGAAUGACUGACAUACAUUUUACUUUUUAUUAUUAUUGUUAUUAUUAUUAUUGUUAUUAUUAUUAGUUUGUUUGUUUGUUCGUUUGUUCGUUCGUUCGUUCGUUCGUUCGUUCGUGCUACGUUUUUUUUUCAUGCAAGUGGUGGAUUAUUGAAAAAAGAAAAGGAGAAAAACGAGAGAAGAAGAAAGAAUUUAUUGACGAGUUUGGGAUAUGAUUCAUUCGAAAUGUUUUCACUAUAAAACGCAGUAGCCAUACGCGAAAAUUGUUUUUCUUUCUUUUUAUUUUUUCUUUCUUUUUAUUUUUUCUUUUUUCACACAAAUUUUUCUUUUCUCCCUCUCGAACGAUGAAACAUCGAAUGGCAGUCGAAAGAUACAAUGGAAAGAUCGAGAUAGAAAAAUCUAAAUAUAAUCUUUCUUUCUUCUGGUGAAUUCGAUACGCAUGUUCUAAACCGGAAAUGUACGGUAUCGCGAAACUGGUAACAGUGAGUCACGUUUCACGUUUAAUCAGAGAACAUAGGAUAAUUUUUACACGAGAAUUUAUUACUUUCCAUCUCGAUUGUCUGUGAUUAUUAUCGAGUCGUGAAAAAAGGGGGGUAGUGGAAGGAGGAAAGGGGUGGACAGACGAUCCUUCCCUGUAUACAAAUCCGUCAAUUACGCUGAUUCAACCUUCAACUUCUGCGAAUCCUCCAAUUGCUCUUUUUAUUAGCCUGACAAUAUCGAUACCACACGUGGAAAGUAAUAAUGAUAAAGGGAGAUAUGUAAAGAGAUUACGGAUGUGAGAUAGACGGAGAGAGAGCUUUUCUUUUUUUUUUUUUUUGAUGGGGAGGAUGGGAGGUGGUGUAGUUUAUUGAAAAAAAAAAAGAAAGAAAAAACAUUAAUGAAAGAUAAAGAUGGAAGCAAAACCGAUACCAAAGCCAAGGUCAAUAAUGGCCGAACGUCCAGUACCGGCGCCAAGAAAAAUACCACCUGUUUUAUCGCCAGCAACAUCAUCAUCAUCGCCACGUAGCAAAAGUCCAAGCAGCGAAUCGAGUCAAUCGAGUCAGAAAAGUGACGAAACCAAAUCGAGCAGUACCGAGCAAUCGAGAAAUUCGAACGAAUUUUUUCGUCAAUUGAGUACUAGUUCGCGUCAAUUGAAGGAUGAAAUAUCUGAGAAGAUGACGCUGAAGGGACGAGCGGUUAUAUCGAGUACUAGGAACGUUAGCAUACGUCUUGAAAAAUCGAUGAAGAAUCUUUUAACACGGAGAUUGACGUCCCUCAAUCAAGAAGACAUGUUGCAUGAUUCUAAUCUCGGCAAUACGAAAAAAAUCGGCGAUGAUAAUACGAUUGAAGACGAAAGAUGCGUUUCGAUGCCUGCCGAUGAUAUAUUUAGCAGUAUUACCUUUCACAGUCCGUUCAGUAGUAAUCUAAGAAGUAUCAGAAACGAGGAAGAUCUAUCCGGGUUACGAUAUAGUCCACCACCACCAGUAUAUCCGCCACCCCCGCUUCCUGUAGAAUCUAUCAACGACGAAUUAAAUUCAUUUACGUCGAGCAGCAGCGGCCAUUAUGAUACUCUUAGUUCUACCAUCUCUGAAAAAGUACAAAGAGAUUUUCCUGAAUCGAGUUUCAACGUCUUCAAUUUUGUUCAACAUCAGGCCAGCGAUUCGGAUCAGAGUUUAAAUUUGUCUGACAUCAACGUAAGUUUAACCAGUGACAACAAGUCCGACGUUGACAGGAGAUUGUCGAGAUCAGAUUCUUGGACAUUUUAUGACACUACCCCGCCUACAAAUAAAUCCGAAAUUGUUAAUGAACUCGAUAGGAUAUCCAGUACCGAGGAGGAAACUUUGGAACAGGCGGUGAACGUCAAUAGAAAUUUUACAUCGUUUAAUGCCAGUUUGAUCUCCUUACAGAAUUCUAUUUAUGAGAAUUGUAUUUCGUCAAAGGGUGGUAAAGAUGAAAAAUUGUUUGAAUCUAUGUUAUCGGAUGUAAAAAAAGAGAGCAGUAGUAGUAAAUCUUUGUUAUUCGAAUUCGAUCCAUUCGCCAAGACUUCUGAAGAAAACGUUUAUAGUAAUUACGAGAGUAACGAUUUGAUGUUGUUGGAAGCACUUUUAGCGACGAAUGACUCGUCCAGUAAUCCUGGAAGUACCGUAGAUCUGCACGAAGAUAACGAAAACGAAGAGCCGACGGAAUUGGAAGAAAAAAAAGUCGAGGACUCUUUGAUACCUCCUGAACCACCUAAGAGAUUCGAUUCUUUACCUAAGAACGAGUACGACGAAGUCGAAGUUGGUAAGAAUCCAGCACUUUUACCAAAACUGGCACAAAUGGCAAGAAGAAAGCAACCGGCUGUACCACCUAGAAAAUCUACCACUAAAAUCACUUCUGAUUUUUCAUCGGCAAGCAUUCAAUCAACAACCAUAGAAUCUAAAAUGACUAUAGGGAAAUUUGUUGACGAUGCCACAUCAAAUCCUCUUCCAAUGGUUAAAACGACAAACGAUGAUUCGAAGAAAGUCAGCGUCAUUCAAAAGCUAAAGAAACUAAGUCAAGAUUCCACUGCUAACGUGAUCAAACCAAAUGUUAUAAAUUUUGUUAGAAGUGGUAGUAAAUUGUUAUCCAGAAAUCGUGAUCAUGAUGGAUCUGGUGAUCAUAAUUCGAAGCAAAUGAAAAUGGAUAGACCCAAGUGUAAAAUUUCACAAUGCAAUACUACGCACAGAGGUAUAGUUUAUAAAACUGGAGUUGGUAUAGAAAGAGCUAGAGAUUUGGUUCAAAGAGCUGCCGUUUUGACGGGUCCAAAAUUGUGUUUUUAUAAUGACAAGAGUAUGUCUACGCUAAAGGAAACUAUUCAUCUUGAAAAUGUUUAUAGUAUUCAUCUUUUGCAAGAUAUUAAAGUAGUUGAUGGUGAAACAGUACAUUGUAUAGCAAUCAGUAGCGAAUCUAAACCCCAUGUAUAUAUCUUCUACGCAAAGGGUAUAGCGGAGAGAAGAAGUUGGGCUCAAAAAAUUUUAGAAGCAAUGACGUCAGUUUUUCCUAUAAAAUACACAUCUGAUCUUACCAGAGCUGGUUGGGUUUACUUAAAGGAAGGUAUAACAGGUACGUGGUUCCCAGCUUGGGUUCUUCUUCAAAAGAGAACAUUGGUUUAUACAAAUUCAUCGGAGCCUGCAGUACUGGAAUAUUUAGAUUUACGAAAGGCACGUUAUAUAGUAUUGCGAGAACAAGAAGGACCAAAUUCAGACAAUGUACCUAUAGUAGUCGUUGAUGCUGGUGGUUCUGGUGCAUUGCAUAUAGCAGCACCAGGUUCAAAAGAAGCUUCUGCAUGGAGACAUGCUUUGUAUCAAGCCGCUACUAGCUGUGGUCCAGCGUUACAUCAACAACAAAUCACUCAAGACAAUGUUCCUGUAAUUCUCGACAAAUGCAUCAAUUUUAUCUCCACGCAUGGUAUAAUGUCGGAAGGGAUUUAUCGUCGCAGUGGAUCUAGCAGUGCUGUCAUUAAAUUACUGGAAGCUUUUAGAAGAGAUGCAUGGGCCAUACAAAUUACUCGAGGAUCUUAUACUGAACAUGACGUUGCUACGGUUCUUCGAAGAUUUCUUCGGGAUUUACCAGAAUCUUUAUUUCCUGCUAGUAUACAUAAUCUGCUUUGUCGAAGCUCAGAACUCAGCAACGAAAAUGAAAGAAUACAAAUUUAUAGAAAUUUAUUGACGACACUGGAUCCUAUAACUUCAGCAACUAUACGUAGAAUUCUUGCUCAUCUUCAUUAUCUCAGUCAACAAAGUUCAAGAAACUUAAUGACUGUUGAGAAUCUCUCGGCAGUUUGGGGACCUACUUUAAUGCAUGCAGGAGAAAAUAGUGCUGAAGAUUGGAACAGAGAGGAAACAAAAGUAAUUGGUGACCUGAUACAUCUAUUUCCAAAAUUAUAUCAAUUGUCACAUGCCGAUCUGGCUAAGGAAGCUAAGAUCUUAGAAGUUCUUGAGAAACAUCAUGUUUCAAAUAAUGGACUGCGUGGUGCACCAUCAGGCGAUUUAAAAAUAUGGAUAUAUCUCCUUUCCAAAGAAGGAAAAUGUGUUAAUGUAGCUAUCGGAGCACAAAAGACAGCUUUUGACGUAUGUCGUGAAUUAUCAGAAAAAGCUAAUCUACCUGCUCAUGAAUUAUGCCUAGAAGAAUAUGCACUUUCAGGUGCUUUAAAAAGACCACUUCAUCAUAACGAACGUGUUUUAGAAACAGUAGCGAGAUGGGGUUAUUGGGAUCCAGAUGAUAGAAAAGAUAACAUCCUAAUCUUGAAGAAAGAUAGAUUAUACAAGGAUAUUGUACCUCUGAUCAAGCCACCCAUGACAAUAUCAGGAGAAUUGAAAUUUGCGGAUGUUAAAUCAAAAAAUUUUAAGAAUUAUCUUUUUGAAUUUAGUCAGGCUAAGUUAUAUUGUUACAAAGAUAAAGUUUGUUCUACUAAAUUACAUGAAUGGAAAAUUGAAGAUAUUAUUUGGUAUUUGGGACAUGAAACCAAACGUAAUCCACAAAUGGGCUGGACUAUUACAUUUAUAUUAAGAAAUAAAAAACCAACAAGAUGCAAGGAAAAUCCAUUCUUUGGUAAUAUUAUAGCUGGUACAUCUAAAAAUGAACAAUACAAAUGGUUGGCUGCUAUGCUUUUUGGAGAAUUUCAAACGAACCUUCGUCCAUCUGCUAUAAAUUUAAUGGACAUGUAACAUGUAAAUUAAUGUUUGUAAAUUACAGGGUUUAUAGAAUAGUAUCUACUGCCAUUAAAAAUGUUUGAAUGAGAGCUUAGACUUUUAUAAUAAAAAUUAUAUUAUAAAUAUGAUGUUAUAUACAUGAGAAUACAUAUUGAUAUAUGACACGUUACUUUGUAAUAUUUCAGAACACAGAGUAUUUACUAAUUAAGCAUUCCUUAAAUAUCUUAGAGACUUUAUGCAUCAAAUCUGUACAAAUUCAAAAUAUACUUUUAUACUCGUACGUGUAACAGACAAAUACAAUAGAAUUGUGAUAUAAAAUGAAAUGAAUUAAAUAAUAAAUGUACUUUAUAAUUA